Molecule: messenger RNA, 2134 nt
Organism: Parastagonospora nodorum SN15
Lineage: Eukaryota; Fungi; Ascomycota; Dothideomycetes; Pleosporales; Phaeosphaeriaceae
Exons: 2
Coding region: 1-2085 (694 amino acids)
Biological process (GO): intra-Golgi vesicle-mediated transport
Cellular component (GO): COG complex
Source: RefSeq, a predicted model, not a curated record
AUGUCAGUGAGCUAUUUCCAGGAGCGUGGAACGCCCGCCUCCGGAGAUGUUCUCUCACCAGCUACGACGUCGCUAGGUGGCGCCUCCCGUGGCGCCAAUGCCUUGUCGAGCCGCAUCACCAGUGUGCUGUCCGCUUCAUACGCAGAUCUGGAAAUCCGCGAUGCUCUGGAAACACUCGAUACUCGUGGGGUGCGCAAUACCGCAGAGACGAGACGUCAAAUUCGGCUGGAUGUGCAGAAAGAGGUGAUUGAAUGCAAUGGCGAGAUUGUCAAGGACUUUGGGCAGGUUGCAGAGCAACUGAAGCGCAUUGGCACAGCGAUCAGCAGCUUGAACAGCUAUUGCGCUGACAUGCGAAGUCACAUCGCAGCUGCAAACAAAGAGACUGGACCUGUGUUGGAAGAAGCCACUGGUCUUAUCAACCAGCGGAAGCAGGUCGAAAGCAAGCAGCAGAUCUUACAGGCCUUCAACUCUCAUUUCCUCAUCUCCGAUGAAGAGGCCACUGUCUUGACUUCUACUGCUGAGCCUGUCAACGAGGAGUUCUUCCAAGUCCUGACGCGCGUGAAGAAGAUUCAUCACGACUGUCAAGUUUUACUGGGGACCGAAGACCAGCGACUUGGUUUGGAGAUCCUGGAACAAAGCUCCAAGCAGCUCAACGCUGCCUUCCAGAAAUUGUACAGGUGGAUCCAGCGCGAGUUCAAGACUCUUGAUUUGGAGAACCCGCAGAUCAGCGCUUCCGUGAGGCGGUCUCUGCGUGUGCUUGCAGAACGACCGACGUUGUUCCAGAGCUGUCUGGACUCUUUCGCUGAGGCGCGCGAGUCCAUCUUGUCAGACUCCUUCCACUCUGCGUUGACUGGAUCAGCCUCGGAUGCGGAGCACAUUGCCACCAAGCCGAUAGAGUUUCAGGCCCAUGACCCUCUACGUUAUGUCGGAGACAUGCUCGCGUGGGUUCACUCGACCACAGUGUCAGAGCGAGAAGCGCUAGAGAACUUGUUCAUCUCGGACGGCGACGAGAUCAAACGUUCGAUUCAGGAGGGUCUCGAGAGUGAGCCCUGGUUGAAAGAUGAGGAGGCCGAGAUCUUCGAUGGAAGGAAGGCUCUGAGCCAGCUCGUUGGUCGUGACUUGGCCAGUGUCGCGCGUGUGUUACGGCAGCGUACCGAACAAGUCGUCCAAAGCCACGACGACGCAACUCUGGCUUACAAGAUCGCCAACCUCAUUGGCUUCUACAAGGGCAUGUUUGCGAAGCUCCUUGGAACAGACUCGGACGUUUUGGAAGUCUUCACUACGUUGGAAGCGUCCGCAAUGCGCCAGUUCCGCGCGAACAUGCGAGACUACGUUGCCGCAGUGCAAAGCGACAUUGCCGUCCCACCCCAAGAUCUGUCGCCUCCGGACUUCCUCGAUGAUGCACUUCAGACACUCAAAGUGCUUGCUAAGAGCUAUGAUACAUCAUCGGCAGGUGCUGAGGACCAGGAACAGGGUUUCCAAGCUGUCCUAGCAGAAGCCCUCGAUCCCUUCAUGAGCGGCUGCGUCAAUCUACAAAAAGGUCUCCAGCAGCCCGACAGCGCCGUCUUCGCCAUCAACUGCCUCUUCGCAGCGAAAGAUGUCCUGUCGGCAUUUACAUUUGCCAGCGAGCGCGUCGAGGAAAUGGAAGACACCAUCUCCGAACAAGUCGCUCAACUCGUCGACUACCAGCACGAAUACCUCCUCCACGAAUCUGGUCUCGCCACGCUACUGGAAGCCUUGGAGCCCAUCACCGACGACGAAGAAAGCCUCAAAACCAUUCCUGAGCUCGAGCCCUUCAAGCGCGACGCUCUUGUCGCUGCGAGCCAGCAGCUAGACGAGUUCUUGCCGUCCGCACUAAUCGAUGCUGCGGAGAAUCUCAAGCGCUUGAAGAACAGGAAGAUGAUCCAGGACAUCACGGAAGAGGCCGCUGCUAGCUUCUGCGAGGAUUUUGAGGUUGUGGAAAGUAAGAUUAUUGCAGCGGAUGAUCUGACGUAUGAUGAGGAUAAGGAGGAUGAGGAGCAGGAGCCGGGGUUGAGGGAUUUGUUCCCUAGGACGAGUGGGGAGAUUAGAGUGUUGUUGAGUUAGGUGUGUGUGUGUUUAUAGAAUUCGGACCAUAUACAUUGGUUGAUCAUUC